Messenger RNA from Juglans regia (Persian walnut), 1379 nucleotides. RefSeq names its product GDSL esterase/lipase At1g29670-like. Gene Ontology annotation, molecular function: hydrolase activity, acting on ester bonds. The record is from RefSeq and is a predicted model, not a curated record. The transcript is spliced from 5 exons. NCBI's taxonomy places the organism in Eukaryota, Viridiplantae, Streptophyta, Magnoliopsida, Fagales, Juglandaceae. Bases 156 to 1271 code for a protein of 371 amino acids.
CUUUGGAAAUUCCUCAGAUCGAGGAGGAAUUUGCCUCCAACAUCAUGAUGAUGAUGAUCUGCUUCUUCGACACUACUUUCAGAAAUUGUAUGUAUUCAUCAAAUCGAAGGUGAUCGAUAAAAGUCCUUUUUUUUUUCUCUGUACUUUUUCAGUCAAUGGCGUGUUCACUCAAGAUAUCAUCAUGGAAGCUGCUGAUUGUUUUCUUGUUGGCAUCAAACUCGCAACAUGAUGAUUUAUAUUAUGCCGACGCAAAGCCACAAGUACCAUGUUUCUUCAUAUUUGGGGACUCCAUUGCUGAUAAUGGGAAUAACAACAACCUUAAUACGACUAUAAAAAUCAACUAUCUACCGUAUGGGAUUGAUUUCCCUGAGGGGGCGACGGGAAGGUUUACCAAUGGUCGUACUCCGAUGGAUUUUCUUGCUGAGUUUAUGGGUUUUGACCACUACAUCCCACCAUUCGCCACAGCCAAUGGUUCGGACAUACUUGAAGGCGUCAAUUAUGCAUCUGGUGGAGCGGGGAUUCGCAAUGAAUCGGGACAAUUCGGGGGAGAUCGGAUGAGCAUGAAUAGACAGUUGGAAAAUCACAAAACUACAGUGUCCCGCAUCAUCAAAAUGUUGGGAAAUCGAGAACAAGCCAUGGAGUACCUAAGCAAAUGCAUAUAUGCUGUUGCAAUAGGCGGCAACGACUACUUCAAUAACUACUUCAUUCCAAUUAUCUACCCUACUAAUGCCCAAUUCACCCCAUCUCAGUAUGCCACAGUUCUCAAUCAACAAUUUUCUCAACAAUUAAAGACUUUGCACAAGUAUGGAGCAAGGAAAGUGGCCGUUUAUGGACAGGAUAUGCCACGUUGUACUCUAUUCCUAAAGUCUAUUUGUGCAUUUAAUACGGCUUCAUGUAUGGCCUAUAUGACCAAUGCAAUCACACUUUUCAACGAUGGGCUUAAACCAAUGGUGGCCGGCCUCAGUCACAGUCUACCCGAUGCUAAUUUUAUCUAUAUAAACUAUACUGGAAUUAUGACAAGCAUCUUUAAUUCUCAAGGUUUCAAUAAGAAUAUAAACUUUCCUUGCUGUCAAGUGACUGGGACCGGUAAUAUUUUCCCGUUGAAUUGCAACCGCCAUGGGUAUGUAUGCCGUAACAGGAGCCAAUAUGCAUUCUUUGAUGCCGUCCAUCCUACUGAGGCCGUUUACGAGUUGCAAACGAGAAGAACAUACAGAGCUGAGUCUCCAACAGAUUCUUAUCCGUUUGAUAUCGAACACCUCGCCAAGCUUUAACGUCGAAUUAUCAUCUUCAUCAUCUUCUGCUCUAACUACUUUGAUCAUCUCCUAGUAGUACUGUAGUGUUCACAGUACUUUUAUAAUUUAAUUAUUUUUCAAUUUGCU